Molecule: messenger RNA, 3382 nt
Organism: Ciona intestinalis (vase tunicate)
Lineage: Eukaryota; Metazoa; Chordata; Ascidiacea; Phlebobranchia; Cionidae
Source: RefSeq, a predicted model, not a curated record
CUGUUUGAAACACGAUCAGGAUAUUCGGAUAUUAUGCGCCGAAGGUGUCCCACCUUUCCCCAUCUUACUAUACAUAAAGCAGAACAACAGUAGUGAAACGCUGUCCCGCUAUACAAGGAUAGCCUUUUACGUAUGCUAGUAUAGAAUGUGGUUAGGGUUGGUAGGUUAGGUAAUGGUCCAUAACCAAAUUUCCCCCAAAUAAAGCGUUCACAUUGAAUAUUGUGUUGGUUAUGCGUUCAAGGAACUUGUUUCGUGACGCAUCAGUAAACAUUCAAACGAGCGUUUAUCACGUCAUAAACGAUUAAACAAUGCUAUUGUUUUCCCUUCAGUGGGAUAUUGUGAUGUAAUACGUGGCUGAUUGUUACGUGAUAUACGUUGUCUGUGGUGAUUCAAAGUUUACUUUUACCAGAAUCUCGAAAAUUGCACACUAAACGCCGUAAUGGCUGCUUGUAGCAAAAUAUCGAACUAUUUACAAAGAAACGGACCGCAAAUUGGUCCAUCACGUGAUCUGGAACAAAUAAAUGACGUCAGUGGAGUGGUUGUCGAAUCCGAUUACUUUACAAUUAGAAAACAUGAAAAUGACGUGAUGAAGCAUAUAACGAAGAGAUCAAAAUGCGGGGAAGUUCUUAAAAUAGAUUCUGUGGUUGAAAGAAUAAAGUCAAAACUACCACGAGCCGCGGAUUAUAUUUUCGCGAGGGGGGAUCUCCCCGGUAUUAUUAGCUUCGUAUUGCGUCACAAAGAUUCAAUGAUUAUGUGGGAUGACGUUAUUAUUAUGACGCGCGAUUGGCAGGCGCCCACACACACAGAGUUACAGAAAAUUAAAGCUCUGCAUAGAACAUUAGAUAUGGCGGCUAUGGAAGCAUCACUCGAUGCUCUGGCGGAAGAUCUUCACAUAACUGAAGAGAUAUGUUUAGCGUCACUCAGCGACAAAGAUAAACUGCUCAAGUUCCUUCAAAAGCAUGGAAUGUUUUUUGAACUUCAACAUCUGAUUCACAGAGAAAAAAUUGUGAUGGGAAAUGAUUGGAACAAAACCGAACUAGAUUCUUUGAUCAUUAAACCAAGCAAGGUUUGUACCACUUUCACGGGAGAUAUAAAUCACAUCAAUAAAGAGUUGGCGAGGCAAUAUAUAUUUCACUUGUUACGAGGCGGUUCUCUCACGUUCACACAAAUUAAACGCGAGUUGGACAAUUCGUCCGCGCAAUUAUGGAGCGCGAUGGCUUCGAAAAAUAAGCAAAGCGUCAAAACGUUUAUUCAAGAACAUUGUGCCGGCAUAAUACAGUGUGAGGAGAACAGCGCGAAAAUUCUAGAGAAGAAAGAAUGGUUAUUGUUGUGUCAACAAUUGAAGACUUCCGAUAGUGGGGAAUCCCCGGCAGAUGACAACACUGAAUCGCGAUAUAUCGGGAGAUAUGCUGGCUUGGAUGACGGUUAUCGUGGCCCGGGGAAAGUUAACGCCAAACCUACAUUACCAACAUAUAAUGCAGAACAACCAGACAAUGAUGAUGAAGGAUUUGAAAUUGUAAAAAAACGUAAAAGGGCUCCACCAGUAAAAGAAUUAAGGGUAAACGCCUCUAGUUCACAAAAGAAGCAACAAAACCAUGUGAUACAGAAUGGUAAACGUGCUGGCCAACCCGGCAGUAAAUCUAAAGCAACCAACAAGGUCAAUGGCAAAGUUACUUUAUCAAACAACCAACAACAAAAUGUAUCAAGUUUAAAACCCAGCCAACGCAACACAAACCCACAAGUUCCCAUGCAAAAUAGCCAGCCUACAUCUCAAACCAGUUCUCUCCCACAGAGUACAAACAAAGUAAAUAGGCAAACUUCCCCAAAUGGUAUUCACCAAAAGGGUGCUCCCCUAAAGACAACCCAGAAAGAACCAUCCAAACCUGCAAGCAUUGAAAUCCCAGGGAAAGUCCCUUCUUCGAAAACAAAACAGCGAAACAGAUCUAAGAGCAGGGGUUCAACAACAAGUAUACAAAGUGUUAAAGUAUCAACCCCACCUACUGAGCCUAUGCAAGCAACAGGGGAGAGGGCCAGUGUAGUUGAACAAAAGCAUGUAGGAACCACUAAUGCAAGUGUUGACAUGGUUAUUGGCAAUGGAGCCACUAAGAAGAAGCUUGUUAAUAAGAUGUUGACAUCUAAUGAUAAACCACCACUCUCAAACCAACAGACCAAUUCAUUGCAGUUGGUUGCAAAUACACAGAAUCCACCAUGUAAAGAAAACACACAGCGUGUUCGAACAAAGCAAAACAUUCGAACAAAACAAAAUAAUUCUAAACCUAGUCCAAGGAACAAAAAAAAGAAAAGUUCUCCACCGAACACAGAAAGUUCUUCCAGCACUUCAAGCCGAAGCUCUACCCCACGUAAAAAAUCUCCAAGCAAUCAAAGAUUGGAUUUGAUUUCAGAUCUUCUUGAUGAUAAAGAAAACGUCAACAUAAACAUCUUAUAUCUACGCUUUCUCAAAGAAAAGGGCCGUGGCGCCAGAAAUGUAAACGAAUUUAAACGUUUAGUUUUAUCUCGCCCUGAUGUUUUGUACGAAGAGUUUAGUGGUAAAGUUUCAAAGAAACCUAAAGCAGAAGAGAAGGUGGAUAAACCAAAGAAACAAGAAGAAGGGAAAAAAACUAGCAAAGCAAAACGAAGCCGAACAAGGAAAAGGAAGUCUUCCACCCCAACCCCAACCAAGACACCCACCCCCUCACCCACUGCCCAUGAAGAGGAAAAGGCUAUAGAAGCUGUUUGCCCAAAGCAGAAGAACCAUGAACCAAUGAAGGAUGACUCUGCCACACAACAUACACCACCAUGUGAUGAUGCAUAUAGAAACAACAUGAUACCAAACCAACAACGUGCAUUACUACCAAAUGGGGGAGCGGGAGAUGCACCACAACCACAAGAACAAAGCCUUUUCGCAAACAAUCUAGAAACCGCUAACCCAUUCUUUUACACCCCACAUUCAUUUAACCCCUUCAUGCAAGUCCAUCAACCACUUAAUCCAUUGCUACUGCAAGACAGAUUUCCUUCUGCCCCCCCACCCCAACAAACUUUUCGCCCCCUACCCCAACAACAUUUAUUACAACCCCCACGCCAAAUGUAUUUUCCAUCUGGGGAACCACCACCACAGAUACCAAACCCAUACCUUUAUAGAAAUAACAUAAACCCUCGAACCCCCGGCCCAAUACGUAAACCUCCACCCCGUUAAAACUAUUUCCCAUUAUUUUCUAGAACAUAAGUAAUGUUUGUACUAGUUUUGCUUUUUAAUUGUGUUUAUAUGUAUUUAAUUAAUAGGCCUAUGGUGUAUUUUAGUAUGCAAGCUGUUUAGACAUUUUGUUGUAGAUUUAUUUUAGCAUAAAAAUGUUUUGUUUUAAAAAUUAAAAGGUUGGGAAAAAUA